This is a messenger RNA of Malania oleifera, 2278 nucleotides long. RefSeq names its product putative pentatricopeptide repeat-containing protein At1g53330. Bases 122 to 1474 code for a protein of 450 amino acids. Gene Ontology annotation, molecular function: protein binding. The record is from RefSeq and is a predicted model, not a curated record. The transcript has 5 exons. NCBI's taxonomy places the organism in Eukaryota, Viridiplantae, Streptophyta, Magnoliopsida, Santalales, Ximeniaceae.
AAAGAAAAAGAACAAAAAAAAAAACUGAAGCGAACGGGCCAAUGGACCAUAGUCGUUGGCCGUCCGGCGGGAACAAAAUGCAUCUGGCGAAGUUCAAAUUCCAGUUACAACAGCGGAAAAAAUGAAGAACCCAAACUUCGUUUCACCAUUCCGGCUGUCCUCUCUCCUCCGCCGCGAGAAAAACCCUAAGCUCGCCCUCCAGCUCUUCCUAAACCCUAACCCUACCCCUCACCCUAAACCCUUCCGCUACCCCCUCCCUUCCUACGACCUCAUCAUUUCCAAAUUGGGCCGCGCCAAAAUGUUCCAAGAAAUGGAACAAAUCCUGCACCAACUAAAGCAAGAGACUCGCUUCGCUCCCGAGGAAAUCAUCUUCUGCAAUGUCAUCAAUUUCUACGGCCGUGCUCGCUUGCCCGAUCGAGCUCUUCAAAUGUUCGAUCAAAUUCCAUCUUUUCGGUGCAAAAUAACGGUGAAAUCCGUGAACUCCCUUCUGAAUGCGCUCUUGAGGUGUCGAGAAUUUGAGAGAAUGAGGGAAGUUCUUGUGGGCAUUGAUAAAUUUGCGAUUCCAGAUACGUGUACGUAUAAUAUAUUGAUUCACGCUUGUUGUGUGAGUGGAUCCUUGGACGGUGCAUGGAAAGUGUUUGAUGAAAUGCUGAGAAAGGGGGUUCCAUCAAAUGCUGUGACUUUUGGGACUUUGAUUUCUGGGCUUUGCGCGGCAUCGAAGUUAAAAGAAGCUUUUAGAUUGAAGGAGGAUAUGGUUAGAAUUUUUGAGGUGAAGCCCAAUGCUUUUGUAUAUACUUCCUUGAUUAAAGGGCUUUGUAAGAUUAAGGAACUCAAUUUGGCGAUUAAGCUUAAGGAGGAGAUGUUGGAUCUUAAGAUCGGAUUGGAUUCUGCUGUUUAUUCAACUUUAAUUGGUGGGCUUUUCAAGGUUGGGAGGAAGGAGGAGGUUCUUGCGGUUUUGAAGGAGAUGAGAGGAAAUGGCUGCAAACCUGAUACUGUCACUUACAAUGCAAUGAUUCAUGGGUUUUGUACUGAGAAGGAUUUCGAAUCAGCUUGUCAUGUGCUGAAUGAAAUGGUGGAGGGGGGACUAAAUCCAGAUAUUAUUAGUUAUAAUAUAAUUAUUCGUGGCUACUGUAAGGCUGGAAAGUUGAAAGAAGCCAAUGACUUAUUUGAAGAUUUGCCUAGACGAGGGUAUGCUCCUGAUGUGAUCUCAUAUCGGAUACUUUUUGACGGGUUUAUUGAUGGGAUGCAGCUUGGGGAAGCGGCUUUUAUUUUGGAUGAGAUGAUUUUCAAGGGUCAUUUUCCUCAUUCUGGAAGUAUCAAUAAAUUUGUUGAUGGGCUAUAUCAAGCAGGAAAUAUGGAUGUUUUAUGGGGAGUUUUGAAUAGUUUGGGAGAUAAAAAUACAUGGAGGGUUUUAAUCUGUAGUGUCUGUAAGAAAGAUUGGUUGCCCGACUUGCUUGAGAUUGUCGGUCAUUAACGAUGUUAUUGAUUGAAAUUCUGUGAGUUUGACAAAAUUACUUAAUUGAAUUUUAGAGCGCUGCACUUUUUAGGAUGCGCAGGGGAUUGUUGGGUAUUCACUCAGGGUUUGUAAAGGCUUUCUUGUGAGUUUUUUGGAGCCAUGGCAGCGUUCGUAUGUUUAGUUAUGAGGCUGUGGCAGUGCUAUAUCCAUCGGGGUUUAAUUGGCACUGAAGAAUGAAGGUUGUUCGGCUGUAAUGGAUGCCUAACAGCAAGAAAGCACUUGGGCAUGGAGAUGGGCAGCACAAGCACCCCUUCUUUGGAGAACAGUUUGGUCCCAAGUGGUGCACUUCCUAUGGGCACCACUGCACCACCUUCUUCCCCUGCUGCUGAUCGAAGUCGAGCAGUAUCGGUCAUCGACAAAGGGCUUUCUGGUCGCCGUCUUGCCUUGGAGUCGGUGCCGAGCCCCGGGGCUGGCCAUAAGGUUGCUGUUUAUGGAGGUGGCAAUUAGAGCACCAUACUGAUCACAUUCCUCUUUCUAAGAGGGCAGGGGAUGGUUUAGGGAGUGGGUGAUGGGUUAGAGCCUUUACCUUCCUCCUCACCUGUUACCCAUAUGUCGAGAGUAGUAGAAAAAAUAAAGAGAAGCUGGACAACUCUUAGAUAGGUGCAUGCAGUAUUAGUAUGUACACACUUCGAUUUUGUACCAAGAAGGACAUGCCUAUUGAUCCAUGUGUGUUGCUUUUAUGUAGUGAAAAUUUUCAUAUGGUUAGACUCUGAGAAUUGGUCAUUAGUCAAUAAUACAAUGUUUGAAUUUUUUUCACUUAAA